Tigriopus californicus is the source of this 1226-nucleotide messenger RNA. RefSeq lists its product as uncharacterized. The record is from RefSeq and is a predicted model, not a curated record. Lineage: Eukaryota; Metazoa; Arthropoda; Copepoda; Harpacticoida; Harpacticidae. The coding region runs from base 94 to 414 and encodes 106 amino acids. The transcript is spliced from 4 exons.
CCUUCAAGGCGCCCAUCUGAGAGGACGCCAGUGAAUGGGAACUCUUGGUGCAAGGAACAUCAAAUUACUUGUUCAACUCGAGCUUUGUUCGAAAUGGCUAAGGCUUCAAUAACUCUCCUGGCAUUGCUGGCUCUCGUUGUUUUGGUGGACAACACUCAAGCUGGGGCCAUUGAGGGCUAUGAUCGAGAGAUAAGUGAUGACGAUGUGCGUGAAUACCUGGGCCUUUUGGAAAAUUACUUUCAGCAGCACGAAGCCAGAAACAAGCGAGGCCGCUUCUGUUUGAGGAGGGACAUGACAUGCCCCGACCUGCCAAAUGGAAAGGAUGUGUGUUGCAAUGGGUCACAAUGCUCUUGCAACCUUUUCAAUCAAAACUGCAAGUGCAGCACGAUUGGCCUGUUCCAAAGGCUGGGCUAAGAUGUUUCCAUUUCCACCAUCCCACCAUCCAUCUUAAACCAUUCAUGUCAUCCCUUCCCUUAAAUGAGAGACCUUGGCGAAACUCUACAACAUUCAUUGCAUGUACUUUGAUUGUACCAUCAUAUCAUUUGAACAGGACCAUCAUUCCAUCAGAAGGGCAGGGCUUCGCAUUUGAACAGGAUCCGAGGCUUCGUAGUGUCACAUGCCUUCUUCUUCCUUUUUACCAUCGAAAAACGUUAUUGCACUCUGUUGAAGCACAGAAAAAGUCUCCCGAAUACAUGCCAAUCUUGAGAAACUUAAAAAGGACGGAAUCGAUAGAAUGCUUAGAUACUACUUAUCGUCACCAUCAACAAUGUAAGACUUCAAAAAAAGACCAUACAUUUAUAUAUCUCCUCAGGGGAGAUUCUUUGACCAUUCAUGUUGAAAGGCCUCCUCCUCUCAAAGAAUUUCCCUCAUUGAUCCGCCGAGCACAUUAUUAUGAAAAAGAGAUAAGUUGAAUAUGUCAUCCCGGUCCUCCUAUCUUGCCUCCCGUUUUCAGCAUUUGAUUUCAUUUGGGAUAAGGCUUUCAUUUGAGUUCAUUGGAUUGUUCUGAGAUUGUGGGCGCAUUUGAAGUUUCAUUUGUACGUGUGGAUUCAAUUUAGUCUUUUUCAAACGCUGUGUACGACUGUGGGUCCCAUUUCCGUUCCAAGACGGCUCUCCCUGGAGGCAUUACUACGUUCUAUUCAUGAUGCUUGCCUUGCAGAAACAUGUUUGUAUCACUAUAUUCUACUUAACAAGAGAAAUAAACCUUGGUUCAGGUUAUCCACAAUAAA